ACUCAUUCAAUGUCUGUUGUCAAAGAACAAUAAACCGAACGUCUCCGCCGGACACGUUACACGCGUUUAUGCUGCUGUAUUAACACCAGUCCUCGUACACCUCUACCAGAGACCAGAGACCGGGCUGAUCACCGAAGACCGGCGCACAUCUGCAUCACCGGCGGAUUCCGCUCAGCCGUUCAGGCCACCGACGACAGUAUGAGCCAGAGGUUCACGGUGACCGCGGGUGACAUCCAGGGCGAAGUCAACCAGCUGUUCGAGGGCGACGAGGAGACCCCAAGUGCCUCGGACGCUGCGGAGGCAUCCGGGAAAGGAGAUGGUAACCCCAAGGAGAGCAGUCCAUUCAUCAACAGCACCGACCCAGAGAAGAACCAGCAAUAUGACGGCAAGAACAUGGCUCUGUUUGAGGAGGAAAUCGACACAAUUCCCAUGGUAUCGUCUCUUCUCAGCAGUCUCGCCAACUACUCAAACCUGCCUCAGGGCAGCAAAGAACACGAGGAGGCGGAAAACAACGAAGGCUCGCGCAAGAAACCUGUCCAGGCUCCGCGGAUGGGAACGCUGAUGGGUGUCUACCUGCCCUGCCUGCAGAACAUCCUGGGCGUGAUUCUGUUUCUCAGGAUGACCUGGAUGGUGGGCAUCGGCGGCGUCAUUGAGUCCUUCAUCAUCGUGCUCAUGUGCUGCUCCACGACGAUGCUCACUGCCAUCUCCAUGAGUGCCAUUGCCACGAACGGCGUCGUGCCAGCUGGAGGCUCCUAUUACAUGAUCUCUCGCUCUCUGGGCCCUGAGUUUGGUGGAGCUGUAGGCAUCUGCUUCUACUUGGGCACCACCUUUGCUGGAGCCAUGUACAUCCUGGGCUGCAUCGAGAUCCUGCUGGUGUACAUCGUACCACAAGCGGCUGUUUUUAAGAUGGAGGGUCUGGAGGGAGCUGAGGCCGAAGCAGCCAUGCUGAACAACAUGCGUGUUUACGGCACACUGGUGCUCAGCUUCAUGGCCAUUGUGGUGUUUGUAGGAGUAAAGUAUGUGAACAAGCUGGCUCUGCUCUUCCUCGCCUGUGUCAUCUGCUCGAUCCUCGCCGUCUAUGCUGGAGUGAUCAAAACCGCCUUCGAGCCUCCGAUCUUCCCAGUGUGUGUGCUGGGAAACCGGACUCUGGUUUGGAAAGGCUUUGAUGUGUGUGCGAAGGUCAUCGAGACAGAAAACGCCACGGUCACCACCAAACUCUGGCGGAUCUUCUGCGACUCUGAGUUCCUGAAUGCCACCUGCGACAGCUAUUUCGCCAACAACAACAUCACAGAAAUACAGGGAAUCCCCGGAGUAAUGAGUGGCAUACUGCGCGAGAAUCUCUUUGGGAAUUAUAUGGAUAAGGGUUCUUUCAUUGAGAAAGUGGGAUUAUCCGCCAAAGUCGAACCUGAUUCCAUACCGACCAACACCAACCGUUAUGUGCUUGCAGACAUCACCAGCUUCUUCACCAUGCUGGUGGGCAUCUACUUCCCCUCUGUGACAGGUAUCAUGGCUGGAUCAAACCGAUCCGGUGAUUUGCAGGAUGCCCAGAAGUCCAUUCCCAUCGGCACCAUCCUGGCCAUCACCACCACCUCCAUCAUAUACAUGUCCAGCGUGAUUCUGUUUGGUUCCUGCAUCGAGGGAACAGUGCUGAGAGAUAAGUUUGGUGAGGCGGUCAGGGGGAAUCUGGUGAUCGGGACACUGGCAUGGCCUUCACCUUGGGUCAUCGUCAUCGGUUCUUUCUUCUCCACCUGCGGUGCAGGGCUUCAGAGUUUGACAGGUGCUCCGCGUCUCCUGCAGGCCAUUGCUCGAGACGGCGUCGUGCCGUUCCUCAGGGUGUUUGGUCAUGGAAAAGCAAACGGGGAGCCCACCUGGGCUUUGCUCCUGACCGCAUGCAUCUGUGAGAGUGGAAUUCUCAUCGCUUCUCUGGAUAACGUCGCUCCGAUUCUCUCCAUGUUUUUCCUCAUGUGUUACAUGUUUGUGAAUCUGGCCUGUGCUGUUCAGACUCUGCUCAGAACGCCCAACUGGAGACCGCGAUUCAAGUUCUACCACUGGACUCUAUCCUUCCUUGGCAUGAGCCUCUGUCUCUCGCUCAUGUUCAUCUGUUCUUGGUAUUACGCCAUCGUUGCAAUGGGAAUCGCCGGCUGUAUCUACAAGUAUAUCGAGUUCCGAGGGGCAGAAAAGGAAUGGGGUGAUGGAAUAAGAGGUCUGUCUCUCAGCGCGGCCCGCUUCGCCCUCAUGAGGUUGGAAGAGGGACCACCGCACACCAAGAACUGGAGACCUCAGAUAUUAGUCCUGGUCAGCAUGGAUUCUGAGCUGAAUGUGGAGCAGCCGCGUUUGCUGUCUCUGACCAAUCAGCUGAAAGCUGGGAAGGGUCUGACCAUCGUGGGCACAGCGCUGGAGGGAACCUACCUGGAAAACUAUCCUCAAGGACAGCAGGCCGAACAGGCUCUGAGGAAGCUCAUGGAGGCAGAGAAGGUGAAGGGUUUCUGUCAGGUGGUCAUCUCUUCUAACAUGAGGGAUGCCACGUCACAUUUGGUCCAGGCCGGAGGGUUGGGAGGUCUUCAACACAACACGGUUCUGGCCUCCUGGCCACGCAACUGGAAACAAGCUGAGGAUCAUCAGAGCUGGAGGAACUUCAUCGAGCUGGUAAGAGAAACCACUGCUGCAAGUAAAGCCCUGCUGGUGCCAAAGAACAUCUCUGCCUUCCCGUCAAACGGAGAGCGUUUCACAGAGGGUCACAUUGACGUCUGGUGGAUCGUUCAUGAUGGAGGCAUGCUGAUGCUGCUGCCCUUCCUCCUCCGCCAGCACAAGGUUUGGAGGAAGUGCAAGAUGCGCAUCUUCACUGUGGCCCAGAUGGACGAUAACAGCAUCCAGAUGAAGAAGGACCUGACCACCUUCCUGUAUCACCUGCGCAUAGACGCCGCAGUGGAGGUGGUGGAGAUGCAUGACAGUGAUAUCUCAGCGUACACAUAUGAGAAGACCCUGAUGAUGGAGCAGAGAUCUCAGAUUCUGAAGCAGAUCAACCUCACCAAGACUGAGCGUGAACGUGAGAUCCAGAGCAUCACUGACAGCUCUCGCGGGUCGAUCCGCCGUAAAAACCCGGCGGUUGUCACGACUCAGCUGAGUGUGACCGAGGAACCAGUGGCCAGCAGCAAAGAGGAGAAACCAGAAGAGGAGUCUGUCCCUGUGUCCCCAUCCCAACAGGAACAGCUCAUUCAUGACAAGAGUACCAAUCCGCCCACCCCGGCCACACCGCAGUCCCCCAACGCAGAUGCCGAGACCCCCAGCACAGCCGUUCAGAUGACAUGGACCGAAGCCAAGUGUGAUGGAGAGCAGGCCAAACCUAUAGGAGCCACGACAACAGAAGCCAUCAAAGACCUCUUCAACAUGAAACCUGAGUGGGAAAAUCUAAACCAGUCCAACCUGAGGCGCAUGCACACUGCACUCAGACUCAACGAAGUCAUCAUUAAGAAAUCCCAGGAGGCCAAACUAGUCCUGCUCAACAUGCCCGGACCGCCCAAGAACAGGAGCGGCGAGGAGAACUACAUGGAAUUUAUGGAGGUUUUAACCGAAGGUCUCAACCGGGUCCUCCUUGUGCGUGGUGGAGGUCGUGAGGUCAUCACCAUCUACUCUUAAGAAACUAGUCGACGUCAUCCCACCCAAUUUGUCCUCCUUCCCCAGUGUGUCCCAAGCAAUAUCCCAGAAUUCCCUUCAAUCAACCAGCAUCAGAAAAUGCCGUUCUACUGGUCUGCCAAACUCUCACUGCCCAAACAUCGCUCUUGGUGUUACUCUCGUUCAUGAUGGACGUGAUCCAUACUUUACUGUUCAAUGAAGUGCACUGUUGAUGUCAGUGAGUAUAUGUUCAAUGCCCUUCCUACAUCAUCACCACUCUCACCCAAUCAGGAGAAGCGGGUGGGUUGGGCUUGAUUUGUCUUUACCUAUUUGUUUUGAGGAAGAGGAUUCAGAAACAAAUGUGCAAAGUCAAGGAAUCGGCGUUCAAAACUACACAAGAGAUGAAAUACUUCUGCUCUGGUAAAGACUGACAACCUCUGGAAAAGAUUUUCAUGUGUUGAACUCGAUCCUUUCGGUCUGCAAAUUGGUCAAAUGUGAAUUAAUAAUGACUUAAUACUAUAAUGUGAAAUGUGAAGUUUAAAGUCAACGUGAAAUGAAACUUAGACCGAUUUCCUUUCGUCAACGAUCGGUGCAUGUUAUUCAGGAGAAAAAACAUAGUUUAAUCAAAACAUGAAAAUAGCUCAACUCUCUUUAUCAAAUCUCUUGUGCCUUUUUUGCUCAUCUUCCUGAAUGCUUGCAUUACGGAAGCAAAAUGGUUUGCAAACGGCAUUUCACGUUGACUUUAAGUGGGUUCCUCUGCACAGAGAUCUGUUGUUGUGUAUUUGUUUUGUCAAAUCAUCCUCCUCCGUGUUUUUAUUCAUUCCUAGCUAUCCCCCUGCCAAAUACAUCACAAUAUGUGCCAAAAAACAAGGCUGGCAGGGUGUGCGACUUGCUGUUUGACAGCAAAGCAGCGAGUGAUAGUCUAUCGGUGCAACCGACACUGUAAUUAGCGAAAGAACAAGCUUGAAAAAAGUAAGUCGUUUAAAUAGUGUAUAAGGCAUUAUUAAAUAUCAGUGUAGUA
Carassius carassius (crucian carp) is the source of this 4633-nucleotide messenger RNA. RefSeq names its product solute carrier family 12 member 5a (gene slc12a5a). NCBI's taxonomy places the organism in Eukaryota, Metazoa, Chordata, Actinopteri, Cypriniformes, Cyprinidae. Gene Ontology annotation, biological process: potassium ion homeostasis; potassium ion import across plasma membrane; cell volume homeostasis. The coding region runs from base 199 to 3636 and encodes 1145 amino acids. The record is from RefSeq and is a predicted model, not a curated record. Gene Ontology annotation, cellular component: membrane. Gene Ontology annotation, molecular function: potassium:chloride symporter activity. The transcript is spliced from 26 exons.